Molecule: messenger RNA, 2406 nt
Organism: Grosmannia clavigera kw1407
Lineage: Eukaryota; Fungi; Ascomycota; Sordariomycetes; Ophiostomatales; Ophiostomataceae
Product: forkhead transcription factor
Exons: 1
Coding region: 1-2406 (801 amino acids)
Biological process (GO): regulation of transcription by RNA polymerase II
Molecular function (GO): RNA polymerase II cis-regulatory region sequence-specific DNA binding; DNA-binding transcription factor activity, RNA polymerase II-specific
Source: RefSeq, a predicted model, not a curated record
AUGAUCAGCCAUGCUCCUAUGCCCUCGGCAGGAAAGCCACCUCAACGUCGUCUUGCUCAAACUCCACAGAGCAGCAGCGCCGCCCGCAACAAUUCCAACAGUGGCAACGUCGUCAUCAACCCGCCACUUCAGCCAGCAACAAGACACUCGCCCUUGAAAACGGCCGCACCCUUCACAACCUCCUCACCUCUGACCCCUCUUCAGCCGGCGCAGGGCACAAGCAAAUUAAACAUGGUCUCCUUCCAUCCUCCAUUGGACACGAGCAGACCGACCGACUCGAUGCAGAAGAAGCAGCCUCUCAUGUCCCGGUUCAAGACCGUGGCCCAGAAGCUUCCAGUCGACGGCUCUGCUGUCGCAUACACGGGCAAGGAGAACAGCCACCCCGUGACCUUCCCGACACCAACAGGUAUUAACCUGUCCAUCGAGAGCUACUACCAAAAGGCACCCGGCAAACGCCUGCUCGAAGCUGCUACAAUCAAGGAUAGCCGACCUAUGAAGAAACCUCGCGUCGACGACGGUCCGCUCCCACCACAUGACUCGUUCCCUCCCAUCAUGGACGACGGCCUUAAACCAGGUCACAGCUACGCCAUGCUCAUUGGCAUGGCAAUUCUGCGGUCCCCAGCCCGCAAGCUGACCCUCUCUCAAAUAUAUAAAUGGAUUUCAGACACAUUUUCCUUCUACAGCCCCCAAGAUGCCGGCUGGCAAAACAGCAUUCGCCACAACCUCAGCUUGAACAAGGCCUUUGUCAAGCAGGAACGGCCAAAGGAUGACCCGGGCAAGGGCAACUACUGGGCCAUUGAACCGGGCAUGGAACACUUGUUCAUGAAGGAUAAGGGUGCCCGCAAGCCUUCCGGCUCGAGCGACAACCUUCAGGUCAUGUCGGCAGUGCUGGAGCCGUCUCUGCCGCCGAUGCCUUCAAGCUUCCACGAGCCGGUACUGCCGCCACACUUGCCGCCGAUGCCGCAAGGCUUGAUGGAACCCCAAGCUGCGUCUUCGUCGGCUGCCACGCACGUUGCCAAGCAGCCGGAGCUCUCGUCUGAUGCCACCAUUAUUGCGUCUGACUCGGGCGCGCCUGAGGAGCAGCAGUCGACUUCGGCCAGCGAGAAGUCCACGUCUGCAAUGCCAGAGCACACCGAUCCUGCAGUUCUUGACUCUUCUCUCUACUCACCAAUCCCUGCCGCCGCCCUGCAUUCUUCUCCCCCGAUUUCGAGACAUCAUGAAGCAAGUAGCGGUACUCCCCCACCUGUACCCCGAGCUCCCCUGGGCUCUUCCGCAAACAGAGCUCGGAAGCGGAAAUCAGCUUCGGUGGAUGACAGCGGCUACAUCUCGUCCCUGGAAUCGUCUGCGCUCAGGUGCAACCAGAACACCCGUCAUCUUCCAUCUGACGUCGACCGUUCGAGAAUCAAGCGGGGCCGCGCUGAGGAAGAGAUUGCCCGACUACGUGCAUCCUCCUACGAGAGCCCGACUAAGAACCGGUCUCGCAACGGAUACCAUCCAGCCUCUUCGUCGCCCCUCCGUCACAACGGUCACAACGAUAGCUGCGGUCAUAUGCUGCCACCACCACUGACCCCUGCGGUCAAGCUCAAGGCACCCCUCAAGCCUCCACCGUCAGUAUCGCCGAGCACAAACUUGCGCAUGCACCGCGAUAAGGUUCGUCACAUGCUCGCGUCUCCGCUGAGACGGAUGGCCUCGGCCGCAGACGACGGUCCUGGUUGGGGCAGCCCCACGGCAUAUGACGAGUCACUGUACAAUUUCACGGACGAAGCUGGCUUCUCAUUAGAGUCGGGCGGUUUGGGAAGUGCGUUUGAGAUAUUCCAGGACGACUCUCUUCCAAAUCUGUUUCCGUCCAUGAGCAAUGGAUCUCCAGUCAAGCCGCCAUCAGGCAGGAGAUUGCGCAUGGAUCGAUCCCAAUCAGCCAGCAUUCUGUCGGAAGUGACGAAUUCUGCACCGCGGCGGAGCAUCACGUCGGCUCCAUUCCUCAAGGUGCCUACACAGUCCCCUGGGCCAAACCUGGACACGCCGAGCAAAUUCUUUGACAACUUGCCCUCGUCACCAAGCAAGUUUUUCAGUCUCCAAUCGCCCUCCAAGAUGCCCUCUAGGUCCACGGCAGGGGCUCCUCUUGACUCAGGUUUGGGCGACGAGAACUCGUGCUUUGCUUUGGAUGAGUUUUGCACGCCUGAGUUCAUUCAGGACGUGGAUGAUUUUGGCGGCUUGGACAUUCUUCAGGGAUUCGAGAAGAUUGGGUCACAUUCGCACCUGUUCAACGCGCCCCCAACGCAGCCUCUGAUGCCGUAUUCGCAACAUCAACCACAGCAUCAGCGCCACCAACAGUUUCUUCACCAGUCCCGGUCACUCAAGGGGACACAAAAGCCUUCGCUUGGCCGCAGCUACACGACGUCUUUUUGA